UUCUGCAACUCCUCUCUCUCUCUUCCGUGGUUUUUCUCUCUCCGUCGAAGAAGAGAGUAGAAAAAAUAAAUUUAAAAAAAAUAGAGAAAAGAUUUAGAGAAAGAAAAAGAAAAAAAGGCAAAAAAAAAAAAGGACGAUAGAAGUGAGCAAUGGGUGGGAAACUGCUGUGUGAUUCGACGACCGUUGCGGAGACAUUUCAAACCUCUUCACCGACCGUUCCUUGGAGGGACCCUAAGUCAGCGCCAGCUGCUCUAGAUGCAAUUGAGGCCGUAGAUCUCGUUGACCAAACCACCACCACCGCUUGGGACGACGUUCAUGGGCUGGAGGAACAACAGAGGCGCCACCUACAACGGCUGCACGCGAAGGGGAUCCUUUGGAAGCACCCAGCUGACGACUCGUCGUCCUCCGUUUCCGUGGUCUUCCGGCUUUCGCACGGCGGGGAGGUCUCGGCCGACGGUAACUGUCUUUUCACGGCGUCGCAGAAGGCCAUGGCCGGGUCAGGAACUGCGCGUGGGUUCGACGCGAGGGAGCUGCGGAGGAAAACGGUUAGGCGUUUCCUGGAGGACUUUGGAUCGGUGGGAGCGGAGAAGAGAGAGGCCAUCGAAGAGGCGAUCAAGCACAUGUACGCGCCCGAUCUGAAGAACGGGUGGGGGAUCCACGUGGUGCAGGAGAUUAAGUUAUUGGCCAAGAAAUCGGAUCGCCUGGCUUUGGAUUCGGCCAUCGACGAGCUCCUUCAGCUCGGCGUGCAAAGAGAAAUGGCGGCGGAGUCUAUUUACAAAGAGAGAUGUAUUCCGGUGAAUGAUGGUCCGAGUUGGGCCAAAUACAUGUCGAUCUCUGGUUCAUCUGAUGAUGAAUAUGAUAUCAUCACAUUGCAGUGUACCGAGGAGGGUUUAUUAUCUGUAGAUGAGAAUAGGGAAGGUCAUGCUGCAGCUUUUGGAGAUGAUAUAGCAAUAGAGUGCCUUGCAACGGAGUUCAAGCGGGAGAUAUACGUGGUGCAAGCACAUGGAUCUGACGCAAUGGUUGAGGAGGAAAAUUGUGUUUUCUUCCUCCCACAUCGUCCAAGGAGUCAGAUUUGUGAACCUCCCUUAUUCCUUUUCAUGAAAGGAACAGGUUGGUGUGGUGCUGGAGCUGAUCACUAUGAGCCCCUGAUUGCCCAUCCUUCUACUUAUGCUUCCCAGGAGAAGGUUGCACUGGUCCUUUGAGGAUAUUAGUUCUACAAUUUUGUGGCCUAGAGGUUGAAUAGACUAGGUGUUCCAUUGAUUUUUUCCAUUAAUGUUUUACAUGCAAUCUAGUUCUCCUGAUCCCUUUCUGGGUGGCAAGGAGAAAAUCAUUGCACAGAAUUCAUUCUUUUGUUAGCAGUUGCUAGAAUCAGCUGUCUUUGACUCUAACCAGCAGGUCUUAUGGCUGCAAUUGAGCAAACCAAAGUAAUGUUUUUUUGCCGGCUUUUUUGUAGUUGUGGUGGAGUUGUCUGAGUGCUUGUAUGGUCUAGGUUCUAUUUUGUCCAAGAUGGAAUGGUGCCUUUGUGUUGUAUCUUAUGGCUUAUGCUGGGUUUUAUCGUUUCAAUGAUAAGAAGUGACUUCUGUUCU
Juglans microcarpa x Juglans regia is the source of this 1586-nucleotide messenger RNA. RefSeq lists its product as uncharacterized. The record is from RefSeq and is a predicted model, not a curated record. The transcript is spliced from 4 exons. Bases 150 to 1202 code for a protein of 350 amino acids. Lineage: Eukaryota; Viridiplantae; Streptophyta; Magnoliopsida; Fagales; Juglandaceae.